Messenger RNA from Echinops telfairi (small Madagascar hedgehog), 4077 nucleotides. RefSeq names its product C2 calcium dependent domain containing 2 (gene C2CD2). The transcript is spliced from 14 exons. NCBI's taxonomy places the organism in Eukaryota, Metazoa, Chordata, Mammalia, Afrosoricida, Tenrecidae. The record is from RefSeq and is a predicted model, not a curated record. The coding region runs from base 1 to 2100 and encodes 699 amino acids.
AUGUCCCGGCUGAGCUCGUGGCUCAGUGAGGUCCAGUGGCUCGCGCUGGUGUCGCUCUUCCUCGCGGCCCUAGGCACGGUGGGCCUGUACCUGACGCAAUGGGUGCUGGCCAGGGUGCGACCCCGGCCCCUUCGGCGGACCGAGGAGCCUGGCGAGGGGCAUGGCGAGGGGCAGCGCCCGGAGACGGACGCCCUGCUGUCUUGGAUCCUGUCCCUGAACUGCUGGCGGAGCCAGUGGCUAGCAGCCUGGGUGACGGCUCUGAACCAGGAGGCCGAGAGGAAGGGGGGCCCGCUGCUGCUCACCUUUGAGGAGGACCCGCUGCAGCAGCCCUUGGAGCUGGCCGUGCAGCAAGUCUCCAGUGUGUCCAGGUCCGCCCAGGAGAAGGUGGUGUCCUGUGCCGUGGCUGGUGAGGCCGUACAGUUCAUCGUAUCUGCUCUGUCAGCCUCCUCUGAGGGUGCCGGCCGCCGGCUCUACAACGUCAGGCUCGGCCCAUUUCGUUUACAGCUGGAGCUGCACAUGCAGGAAAAGAGAGAGGACAUCCCGGUCCAGUGGUCCUUCAUCAGUGUGCCAGAGAUGGCCGUUGAGAUCCAGCCCCAAGCAUCGCAGGAGGACCGGCUGCUCGAGACCCGCGCAAUAGCUGAAACUCUCAAGGAGCUCCUGAAGCAUCUGGUUAGCUCUGCUUCCUCGUCGGUGGUUCUGAGCACCAGACCCAUGAGCGUCCAGGAAGUUCAGACCUUACAGCGCCCUCACGCUGCUUCUCAGGAGUCCUGCCCUCCCAAACCACCCCGGGCGCACGAGCUGAAACUGCUGGUGAAGAACAUCCGGGCCUCAUUGCUCGGUGACACUGGUGCCGCAGGCCCCACCAGCCCCGUGUGCACAGCCCAGCUCAACCAGCCCGUUCAGAGGUUCUCCAGCUCCCCGGCGAAAACUGCUACUGACCUCACUUGGGAAGAAGAGUUCACCUUUGAAUUGAAUGCCAAGUCCAGGGAGUUACAGCUGCUGCUUUCAGAGGAGAGAGGAGCCUCAGAAGGUGUGUGUGCGACGACGGUGAUUCCCUUAGAUUUAUUUAAGAAGCAGCCGUCAGGACCUCAGAGCUUCACCUUGACUGGCGGGUCCUCCGUGGGCGGCCCGGUGGUGGGCUCCGUCACUGUGGAGUUUUCUUAUGUAGAACCCGGAGAGCCGAAGCCCUGGCCAGUCCCUGCCCCCGUUCCUGCUGCCAAGGUCGAGAAAGACCGUACAGUGAUGCCCUGUGGGACUGUGGUCACCACCGUGACUGCCGUGAAAACCAAGCCUCGCUUUGACGUGGGGAGGGCGUCCCCGCUGAGCCCUGAGUCGCCCGUGAAAGUGAAAGUGAUUGAAAAGGACAUCUCGGUCCAAGCCAUCGCCUGCCACAGUGCCCCCGUCAGUAAGACCUUCUCCUCCUCCGACACAGAGUUGCUGGUGUUGAACGGUUCCGAUCCGGUGGCAGAAGUUGCCAUCCGACAGCUCAGCGAAUCUUCGAAACUGAAGCUCAAGUCCCCUCGGAAGAAAAGCACCAUCAUUAUCUCCGGGAUUUCCAAGACCUCCUUGUCUCAGGACAGCGAAGCCACCCUGAUGCUGGACUAUGCCGCCUCCAUGGACUGCGAGCAUCCGGAGGAGGCCCCAUCCCAUCCAGGGGACGCCAUCGCCACCACCCCUACCCCCACCCUGCUCGAGGAAGACCCACCUGCCCAGGCCCCGCUCGCCCAUGAGCCCCAGGAGAACGAACUUGACUCCUGGGACUUAGAGAAGGAGUCCAAGGACGCAGGGUGGGGUGGCCACGACCUGCUGGACCCAGAUGGGGACGAGCUGUCGGAAAGUUCUCUGACCGCCUCAGAGCCGGGUGCCUCCAAAAAGCACAAAGGGGGCAUUUUAAGGAAGGGUGCCAGACUCUUCUUCCGCCGGCGCCAUCAACACAAAGACCCGGGCCUGAGCCAGUCCCACAACGACCUCAUGUUCCUGCAGCAGCCGGAGGCAGCCAGGAGGAGGACGACCCUCAGCAGGAUCCUGAACAAGAAGCUGCUGUCCAAACACAGAAGCAAGAGUGCCGUGAACGGCGCCCCUGUGGACCCCUCUGCGUAGGGCUCAGGGCCAGCAGCCUCCUCCCGGGAACCCACACUGACACCCUCACCAGGACCAUGCCAGCCCCCCACCAGGUGGCGCUGCUUUGUCUGGCUGGAUGUUAUCCAACAACUUGAUCUUCGAAAAGGGAGAUCUACAUACAUACGUCUCUCUGGAUGUAUGUGCAUAUACAUAUAUAUAUAUAUAUAUAUAUAUAUAUAUAGUCUCCAGCCAGGAGGCUGUCCCCAGAGAAAACUGAUGAAACCUCAUUUGCCACCAGAUGCCAGAUGAGACCCAAGGGCCCUGUAGCUUGGGCUGUGCACCAGCCUGUGAGCCGAAGCUAAAUAUUGGAAGGGGAUUGACAUUGCGAACUGCAUGGCAUGUUCUCAUAGACCUGGGGGCGGAGGGUCGAAGAGCUGUCCUGGAGGGAUCCAUGUAACCAGCUCGACAUACUCACAAGUGCUAUUUGAGGCCCACAACUGGAAUGUGUUACAAAGAGGAGGCCCUACUCCCAUGCCCCUUCACUGUGAGCUGAGUGGAUGGGUCACCUCUGGUUGCUGGAUGCUCCGGAUGACAAGUGCAGCUGGCCCUGCAUACGGGCGGUGGGACCUGGGAACUGGAGACAUUCUAAUAGGAACAGAAAUGCCAUGGUCAAUGUCGGAAGACACUCACCUUCAUUAUUAGCCAUAUAACUUGAACAAUUAUGCAACAAAUAGAUAUAUCCUAUGCAUAGUAUGCUGAACACUAUUCCCCAAGUUUACUUUGAGCCUACUUGCAAGCUGAAGAUAAGUAUACAUUCUCACAUGGUUUGAAAUUUUUUAACCUUUGACCUUUCAAAUGCUCUAAUACCAGUGGGGCCAUGGACAGUAGACACAUGGGUUCCUUCUGCCCUGACAUACUUGCUACGCAGGAGUGCCAGUAAGCCUGUCGGCAUGCAGGGAGGAGCAAUACACAACAGUGUCAACCGCACACAACGUGGGUUGUCUUCAGUGUGAAGUCGGCCAAUAGCCACCACAGAGUACCAUUGGGGUCAAAGAGGAAGUUGCUUGCUGCAAGUGUCAGUCUUAGGAAUGGGGAUCUUCUGACAAUUGAGCCACUCGUGCAGCUAAUUCCUUCUAUGAGCUCAUCUUUAGGGGAGCCCCUGUCUGAUUUUCAGUGUUGGGGAGGGGGUGAUCAGCCUGGUACACUUAAUAUGCCAAGGCGUCUUUCAGUCCCACCUUCGUACUUGCUUCUACUUGGGCUCAUUCUUCCUGUUCACGGGAGCCCACUGACUGAAUGUGUCCCUUGCCACAGGCCUGCUAACCACUGAGCAGCUGUCAUGGGGUGGGGGUGGGGAGAGCAUUUUGACAGUUGAAUCAGAUGUGUUUUCCGCCAAUGAGAUGGAAAAGGCUGUGAGGCAAACUUCACUUUUGUCACAGAUGUGAGUUUGAGAGAGCUUCACGUUCGUCAUGAAACAGUAAAUUCCAGGGGCAGUCAAGCCACUGAUGAGCCAAAAAGCAUUAGAGGAAAACAAAAAUAAGAGGCUUAUUUCUUUUUAUGUGUGUGUGAGGGCAAGAUUAGAAGACUGAGCCUUGAACUUUAAAAUGUACACUGUAAAAAUUCUUAGGUGUUUGGGGAUUUAUCAAUCAAGUAACUUUAAAAGACCCUUAUCACGGGGACCUUGUUUUUCCGGAUUAUAUUUCAGUUGUAAUCAUUGUGAAUUAGCCCUUAUGUGGGCGAAGAACUUGCCAAAUUCAAGAACGAACUCUAAGACUGGCAGACAGUGGAAAAUUUCAACACAGCUUUGGGAUGUUUUUGUGUAUUUUUUUGAUUUUUGAAAUUCAGAUGGAUUCAGGUUUUUUUCAAGGGCAAACAUAUCAGAGUUUUAGCUUUCUUGCUUAAAAAUUUUUUCUUUUAAAAACCACUCCCUAUCAGCUCCAUGAGCAUUCUGUUUUAAUACCUGCCUCAAGAGCUCUAAGGAGCCCUGGUGGAGUAAUGGUUACGCAUUGGGCUUCUAAC